UCCCUGAGCCUCCGCGCUUCUGCAGUGCAAUGUCCCGCCUGCUGAAUGCUGAAGAGUGGGCAGAAGUAAAGGAGUUGGGGGACCACCAUCGCCAUCCCCAGCUGCAUCACCACCCUCAGCCGCCUCCGCCACAACCACCUGCGACCCUGCAGGCGAGAGAGCAUCCAGUCUACCCGGCUGAGCUGUCCCUACUGGACAGCACCGACCCACGCGCCUGGCUGGCUCCCACCUUGCAGGGCCUCUGCUCGGCACGCGCCGCUCAGUACUUGCUACAUUCCCCGGAUCUGGGUGCCUCUGAGGCCGCAGCGCCCCGGGACGAGGAGGACACCCGAGGAGACCUGGGGAGGCGGAGCGGCGGCAGCGGCAGCAGCGGCAGCAGCAAGAGCCCUGGGCCGGUGAAAGUGCGGGAACAGCUGUGCAAGCUGAAAGGCGGGAUGGCGGUGGACGAGUUGGGCUGCAGCCGCCAGCGCGCCCCUUCUAGCAAACAGGUGAACGGGGUGCAGAAGCAGAGGCGGCUGGCGGCCAAUGCCAGAGAGAGGCGCAGGAUGCAUGGGCUGAACCACGCCUUCGACCAGCUGCGCAAUGUUAUUCCCUCUUUCAACAACGACAAGAAGCUGUCCAAGUACGAGACCCUGCAGAUGGCCCAGAUCUACAUCAACGCCUUGUCUGAGCUACUGCAAACGCCCAGCGGCGGGGAGCAGCCGCCUCCACCACCAGCCUCUUGCAAGAGCGACCACCACCACCUGCGCGCAGCCGCCUCCUAUGAAGAGGGCGCGGCCACGGCAGCUGCGACCGGGGCUCCGGUGGUCCAGGGAGGAGGACAGCGGCCCGGGGCGCCUGGGAGCUGCCGGACUCGUUUUGCUGCCCCGACCUCCGCUGGAGGGUACUCGGUACAGCUGGACGCUCUGCACUUCUCGACUUUCGAGGACAGUGCCCUGACGGCUAUGAUGGCGCAAAAGAACCUGUCGCCUUCGUUGCCCGGGGGCAUCCUACAGCCGGUGCAGGAAGAAAGUAGCAAAACUUCGCCCCGGUCCCACAGAAGCGACGGGGAGUUUUCCCCUCACUCCCAUUACAGUGACUCCGAUGAGGCAAGUUAGGAAGGUGUCAGAGACCCUGCAAACUGAGAAACAAAAACGUCCUUUUCCCAGUGCGCGGGACGCCUCA
Elephantulus edwardii (Cape elephant shrew) is the source of this 1164-nucleotide messenger RNA. It is a transcript of the gene ATOH1, whose product is annotated as atonal homolog 1 (Drosophila). Bases 30 to 1097 code for a protein of 355 amino acids. Gene Ontology annotation, molecular function: protein dimerization activity. The transcript has a single exon. NCBI's taxonomy places the organism in Eukaryota, Metazoa, Chordata, Mammalia, Macroscelidea, Macroscelididae. The record is from RefSeq and is a predicted model, not a curated record.